Schistosoma curassoni is the source of this 2402-nucleotide messenger RNA. Lineage: Eukaryota; Metazoa; Platyhelminthes; Trematoda; Strigeidida; Schistosomatidae. The record is from the annotation of a GenBank genome assembly.
GGCAUUAGGUGAAGAUCGUAGUAUCGAUAGACAGACAUAUAUUGAAGAUCUUUCACUUUUAUGAAAAAUUCGUAUAUGUAAGAUGAACACGACAGAAAUAACUGUGACAACCGUCUAAAUAGAUCUUAUCAUGGAACAAAUCAUGGUAAAGGAUAUGCGUAAAUAAGGUCUUCAGUUUAUUUAUUGAAUGUAAUAGCCGAUUCUAAAAGCCAUAAAUACUGAAGUUCAAGUUUUCUUGGGUUAUAUAGGACACUUUAACUGAUUAUGGAUGUAUCGAUAUCUAUUAAUAAAUCAAUUGAACUGAAGAUAUAAAUAAAGAAUAAUUUAACAAAUUCAUAUCUUUCCUUAAAACUUAUGUAAAUAAUAUAUUUGAUUAAAUUAAUUGUAAUUUUACUUGAAAAACAUUUCACUAUAACAAUAAAAUUUGUUUAAUAAUGAGAUAAUUACCUUUGUCAUGUAAACACAUAAAAUGAGCACAAAUAAACUUUUCACAUGUCCACCUUAUCAGGAACAGCAUCCACUCUUCUGUUACCUCGUGGAACAUUGGCUUAUUGUAAUAGAAAAAUAAAUCAAAACCUGGAAGAGGAAACAGGAAUUGAUCAACUCACUUCAGAUGAAAUAUUUCGUCCAGAAAUUGAAAGUGAAAGGUUAGUAAUCAAUGUAAGCGGUUUACGUUUUGAAACUCAAGCACAAACAGUCAAUCAAUUUCCUGAUACCUUACUAGGUAAUCCCAAUAAACGUAAUCACUAUUAUGAUCCGUUAAGAAAUGAAUAUUUUUUCGACAGAAAUCGAUCAAGUUUUGACGGUAUACUUUAUUUUUAUCAAAGCGGUGGACGACUUCGACGACCUGUUAAUGUACCAAUAGAUGUAUUCAAUGAAGAAAUAAAAUUCUAUGAAUUAGGUGACGAAGCAUUGGCCAAAUAUCGUGAGGAAGAAGGAUUUAUUAAAGAGGAACCAAAAAUUCUACCAAGAAAUCGUUUUCAACGCAAAGUCUGGCUUUUAUUUGAAUACCCAGAAAGUUCAUUAGCUGCACGUAUAUUGGCUAUUGGUUCAGUAUUUGUUAUUCUCUUAUCAAUUAUAAUUUUUUGUUUGGAAACUCUACCACAUUUUCGUCGAUAUAAAAUAAUGAAUAACCAUAAUUCUACUUUAUGUUAUGAAGAAUUAAGUUUUGAAGAAGAUGAUUUACCAACAAUUGACCAACCAUUUUUCAUCAUUGAAACAUUUUGCAUAGUAUGGUUCAGUUGUGAACUACUAGUACGUUUUGCUUCAUCUCCGAAAAAAUUUGAAUUUUUCAAAGUGCUAAUGAAUGUUAUUGAUGUGGUUUCAAUUAUACCAUAUUUCAUAACUCUUGGCGCUGUAAUUAUCGAUGAUCCUAAACAACUUAAUCAGACAACAUCAUUAGCUGUACUAAGAGUUAUUCGGCUUGUUCGUGUUUUUCGUAUAUUCAAAUUAUCAAGACAUUCAAAAGGACUACAAAUUUUAGGACAAACACUAAGAGCAAGCGUCCGAGAAUUAGGAUUACUAGUAUUCUUCUUACUUAUUUGUGUUAUUCUCUUUUCAUCAGCUGUAUAUUUUGCUGAAGCUGAUGCCGACACUUCAUUAUUUCGUAGUAUACCUGAUGGAUUUUGGUGGGCUGUUGUAACAAUGACAACAGUUGGUUAUGGAGACAUGCGACCGGUAACUGUAUGGGGUAAAUUAAUUGGUUCAUUAUGUGCUAUCGCUGGUGUACUAACUAUUGCACUUCCUGUUCCUGUGAUUGUAUCAAAUUUUAAUUAUUUCUAUCAUCGUGAAACAGAAUCAGAUGAUAUAUCACACUCUAUUUCUUCAUCAUUAGAAACAGAUGAUGAUGUUGACAAUAAAGAACAACAUACAAAUACAAAAGUUCGUAGUAUUACUUAUAAUAUCAAUAAUAGUGGUAGUAGUAGAUCCAUAAAGACAAUUUCACAUAACGAGAGUAGUGUUAACAGCCAAUAUGAUACAACAAUAACCAGUGCCUUGAAACAAAAUUCUAUUACAUUAAAAAAGUAAUCACAUACUCUCGGUUUUCUUCUCAUAACAUUCUAAUUGUUUUUCAUCAAUUCAUGAAUCUACGAUAGUCAAUUUCGUUUAAUCAAUAUUAUGCUCAACUACAAAAAAACUAACAGAGAACAGUUGAAUAUUUUAUUCAACAUACAGUAUACAUCUACAUAUUUUAUCAAGGUAGUGAACUGUGAAUUAAUUGAAUUUAGUUCUACAAUAUAUUUUUGUAUAUAAAGUUCAUGUUAGCCACAGAUAACAAUUUCAGCUAGUGUUUUUUCUAACUGAAUUUUAUUGUUCUCUCUGUUUAUAACUGAUGUCUACCUAAUUUCCCAAUGACCUUUAGGAAAAUCAUGCUAUAUUAUAUAUAUAUAUAUAUAAUAACU